AUGAAGGGCACUUUGAUCCUCUCUGGUCUGCUGGCGAGCGUUGUCUCUGCUCACAUGCAACUGAGCAAGCCAUACCCUAUCCGCAGUCCUCUCAACAAGGAUGACGAUGGUCAGAAGGAUUAUUCAUAUAACAACCCCCUCUCCAGCUCUGGCAGCGACUACCCGUGCAAGGGCUACGCCAAGGAUGAUUUCAAGGCCGUCGAAACAUGGCAGCCGGGCUCAUCCCAGGAGAUGGAGUUGGAGGGCAGCGCCACCCACAGCGGCGGUUCAUGUCAGCUUGCCCUGACCUACGACCAGGGCAAGACCUUCAAGGUUAUCCAGUCAAUCGAGGGUGACUGCCCCAUUAACAAGAAAUAUAAGUUCGAUAUCCCGUCGGACGCACCGUCUGGUGAUGCCCUCUUUGCUUGGACAUGGUUCAACAAGGUCGGUAACCGCGAAAUGUACAUGAACUGCGCGAUGGUCAGCAUUGGUGGCUCUGGAAACCGCGAGAUGAACCAUCCCCCCAACCAAAGAGUCGAGGCCAAGCCCAAGCAUCACACCAAGAACAACAAGAACAACAAGAGUGCCAAAAGCAGCUUUAGCGGCCUCCCCGAACUCUUCGUCGCCAACGUUGACCAGACUGGCAAGUGUGUUACCAUCGAGGGCGAGGCUGUGCACUUCCCCCAGCCUGGUCCCAACCUCACUGGCAGUGGUGCUAGCGGUAAGGGCUACAAGUGCUCUGCCGAUGCUCCCUUCCUCAGUUCCAGCUCCAGCUCUGGCGAGAAGAACGCCACAACGACCACCAACACAACGACCAAGGUCGCCCAGACUCUCACCACGGCCACCGCUACUGCUGACGCCCGCAUUCUCUCCACCGAGGCCUCAACCAACAACCAGUUCGGCAGCUACGCGCACAAGUUCGUUUGCCAAGAUGGAGACCUCAUCUGCUCUCCCGACGGAUGGUCCUUUGCCCUGUGCGCCAAUGGCGUACCUAUCUUCAUGGGCUCUGUCUCUGCUGGUACCUGGUGCCGCAAUGGUGCUAUCACUGCUGCUCACUAG
Penicillium paradoxum is the source of this 1038-nucleotide messenger RNA. Its product is annotated as putative extracellular protein. The transcript has a single exon. Lineage: Eukaryota; Fungi; Ascomycota; Eurotiomycetes; Eurotiales; Aspergillaceae. The record is from RefSeq and is a predicted model, not a curated record. The coding region runs from base 1 to 1038 and encodes 345 amino acids.